AUGUCUCACGAGUCUGUUUGGAACUCCCGCCCGCGGUCGUACGGCAAGGGCGCCCGCCAGUGGUACGCAACCCCGAUUCGAAAAGAAGAGAUGGAGAUCGACGUCGAUGUGGACGAGAAACACGGAGAGGAAGAGAUGGAAGAGAUGAAAGACACUGUAUCGGCGAACAAACGACAUGGUAGAGGGGUGAUGAAGGAACAGAAAACAAAUGCUAACAUUCUGCAGCCGCGUCUGCGCUCACCGCGCUGGUCUGAUCCGCAAUGCUUCCGUGAGAAGGCCAACGACAUUGGCUUCGUCAAGCACCGUUAA
This is a messenger RNA of Sporothrix schenckii 1099-18, 309 nucleotides long. RefSeq lists its product as uncharacterized. The record is from RefSeq and is a predicted model, not a curated record. The coding region runs from base 1 to 309 and encodes 102 amino acids. The transcript has 2 exons. NCBI's taxonomy places the organism in Eukaryota, Fungi, Ascomycota, Sordariomycetes, Ophiostomatales, Ophiostomataceae.